GCUGCGAGCGGGCGUCCCGGCGCCUUGUAUGGAGCUCAGUCACAUUUGGAUACGGCUAGGCUAUACCGAGGAAUACGUACGUGUGUAUAGCUGCUGCAAACGGUCACUAUGGAUACGGACAAGGAUUCAUCGACCCCGGACAAGGUGUCACUGUCAGACAUGGAGCUGCGGCAACGAGCAGCUGCUGACUCCACAGAGACGUCUGAACCUAAGGUCCAAAUUGACACAUCCAAGAUGACCUUGAAGAGGGAGAUAGGUCUGUUCAGUGGGAUAGCCUUUGUGGUCGGAUCAAUUAUUGGUUCUGGUAUCUUCAUCACCCCCCAAGGAGUCUUGAGGAACACAGGGUCGGUGGGUCUGUGCAUGGUGGUGUGGUCUAGCGGAGCUCUCCUCUCUCUCCUCGGUUCACUGACCUUUACGGAGUUGACAUCUGUCACGCGGACGUCCGGCGGGGAGUACGCCGUGCUGCUGAAAACAUUCGGCCCUAUCCCUGCCUUCAUGUUCGUGUGGUCCAUCGAAAUCGCCAGGAACCCAGCCUCCCGAGCUGUGCAGACUCUGACAUUUGCCGAGUAUCUGUCCUCCUUCCUGGAGCUGUGUGGGUCACCUGUCCUUCCCAAGAGGCUCGUAGCGAUCUGUGUACUUUUUGUCCUUUCGUUCACCACGUCCUACAGCGUGAAGCUGUCGGCCAGGAUACAGGUCUUCUUUACCAUAGCCAAGCUGGGAGCUCUUGUUGUGAUCAUCAUCGGAGGGCUGGUCUCCAUUGGACAAGGGACGUUGUCUGAUCUACCAACAGGGUUUGACGGUUCUGUGACCUCGGUUUCCAACAUCGCUCUGGCGUACUACUCGGUCAUGUUUGCAUAUGGAGGAUGGAACAAUGUCAACUUCUUGAUAGAGGAGGUGAAGAACCCACAGAGAAACGGACCUCUGUCGAGUAUAAUCGGCGUGGCGGUAGUCGGCGUUGUCUACAUCCUCACCAACGUCUCCUACCUUGCUGUCAUGACCCGUGAGGAGCUGUAUCAAUCAUCGGCUGUCGCACAGACAUGGGGAGACAGGGUCCUUGGUUCCUACUCGUGGAUUAUCCCAAUCGCCGUCAUGAUGUCAGUGUACGGCAGCUCUAAUGGUGGAAUAGGCACAGCUUCCAGAAUACAGUUCGCAGCAGCCCGAGAUGGGAACUGGUGGGAGUUUCUGUCUUUCGUCAACGUGAAGAGGUUAACACCCAUGCCAGCAAUCAUUUGUCACGUGCUGAUCGCUGCCUUCAUGGUUCUGCAGGGCUCCAUCACCAGCCUCAUCACCUUCCUAAGUUUCACCAGCUGGGUCUUCUACUGUGUUUGCGGUCUCUGCUGUAUUGUACUGAGGUUUAAAGUGAAGGACGACCCGAAACGAGUAAAGGUUCCUAUCAUCAUCCCCACAAUCUUCAUGCUGUGGUGUCUGUUCCUGGUUGUUGCCCCUAUUGUAGAGAAUCCACGUGUUGAGCUGCUGUAUGCAGCCAUAUUCGUCGUUGGUGGCCUCGUCAUCUAUUUCCCACUCAUCUACUUCGACUUAAAACCAAAAUGGUUUGAAAAGAUAGAGAUGUAUCUUCAGCUGCUGCUGGAGGUUGCGCCAAGCACAUAUGUGGACACUUCCUGAGAAGAUGGGCCACAAGUUCAUUUAGCCAGAUUAGCAAUAACAUUGGGACACAAAAACUGUGUACAUGCUCAUCGUUGCUUGGGAUUCGUUGCUACCUCAACUUCUAGCAUCACACCAAACUCGGAUGGGUGUGUACAGAGAUUAUACCGCACGAGUGUCUGACACGUACCACUGAUCUUACAAGUUGUUGUUAAACGUAACUAACAAAAGAAAGCGAGUUAGAUACGUUCUGAAACACAUAUUUAUAAGAUAAAUGGUACAUGUCAGGAACGAGUGCAGUAAUGUUUCUUACACGACCUAAAAUCGCAUCAAAUCGAUGCAUAUUUUGUCUAUUCUCGUGAGCACAGUGGCACAUUAAUACAUAACACAACGGUCAUGAGUGACGUCAUCCAGCUUACUGCUCACUACUCAUGCCUGGCGUGACCCUCCACAAAAUACGUUUCAGCUUAUCUCUGGAUUACGAAGAUGAUAAUGUAACUCGAUAAGAUUCAAAGAAUGUUUAUCAAACACUCGAAAACCAAAACCUUUCGAUACAGACGUAGGUGAAUUGUUUAAAGCACGAGAAUCGUAUCAACGAAUUACAAAAAGGAACGUAGUCCUUCAUGAUAUGACCUGAGGUCAUCACCAUGGAGUAGGGACUCGGACCUGGAAUUCGAUCCCCCACAUAUGUUUGAGGUACGUUGUCUCAGUACACAGACCCGAGUAAGGCGAUCCUGGUACAUGUGUAUCAUAUUCCACUUCAAAUGCCUGUGUCUCAUUGUCUGAAUACCUUGGUGACAAAACUUCAGUCCUUUCGUUGAAGCUUGCACUCGAAAGACUUGUACAGUGAUAGACAAUCUUGUGUGACGUUUGCUGAGUUCCUUGGCCAUCUUGUCUCUGCCACCAUGACCAGUAGCAACAUCCACUCUCUUGAUGACGUCAAGGGUCUCCUGUUCUUGUUGGUGUACUGUACGCCGCCACACUGUAGUAUUUCCUAUUUCUUCCGAUGAUAAACCGAGGAGCAAAGGAACUUUACCUCUCAGCUGAUUUUAUCAUAUAUUUUAUUUUCAAUUAUAAAUUUAUUUUUUUUUAAAAAUAUCUUAAGUUAAAGUAUAUAAAUAUCAUACCGAGAAUAUAAACUUUAUUGGCACUUAGUCAGCACUCAAUGAAUACUUCCACAUCGUUUUAUUUAUUUAUUAUAAUUUGAUUUAAAACUUUUGAGUGCGUGAGUGAGUGAGUGAGUGAGUGAGUGAGUAUGGCUUACGGCGCUUUUUAGCAAUAUUCCAGCAAUAUCACGGCGGGGGGACACCAGAAUUGGGCUUCACACAUUGUACUAAAACUUCUGAAGGGCGGUGAGACACGAGGGGCGUUCAAUAAGUUUUGCAAUUUGCAUUUGUGUUUAAAGCGUUCGAUCGCCACGCCGAAGACCCGGGUUUGAUUUCCCUUAUGGCUACAAUGUGUGAAACCAAUAACCGGUGUACUCCCCCGCCAUAUUGCUGGAAUAUUGCUACAGGCGGCGUAAAAUCCAACUCACUCACUCAUUCGCUCACUUUAACUUUAAAUAUUAUUAAACAAACCUUUCUCAUUAUACACAACUACUGAUAUGUAUCUUUGAAAAUCAAUAAAUGUUUCUUUUUUUAAAACAAUUUUACAACAUUUCAAACGUGGUAGGGGUCAUGUGGACUUCAUUGAACCAAUAGGUGAUGACAUAAGUUUUCCCAGCCGGAGAUAAACGUUUGCAAAAUGUGUCAGGAAUGAGUGAUGAUUAAAUGGACAUAAUCACAUGACACUUCUUUCAAUUUUCAAUUACACAC
Messenger RNA from Haliotis rufescens (red abalone), 3416 nucleotides. RefSeq names its product b(0,+)-type amino acid transporter 1-like. The transcript has 13 exons. Gene Ontology annotation, cellular component: membrane. The coding region runs from base 109 to 1623 and encodes 504 amino acids. Gene Ontology annotation, molecular function: L-amino acid transmembrane transporter activity. Gene Ontology annotation, biological process: amino acid transmembrane transport. The record is from RefSeq and is a predicted model, not a curated record. NCBI's taxonomy places the organism in Eukaryota, Metazoa, Mollusca, Gastropoda, Lepetellida, Haliotidae.